CUCAAUCCAUUGCAUCCUAUGGUCUAUAUGUAUGGCGUAUAUAAUAUACACGUGUGGGACGGGUGGGGCACCGGUGCUCAACGGAAUACUGUCGUGGAAGGGAUGGCAACCCAUUAGUAAACUCACUUUUCAGGCUUAUCUUGUUCAUAUAACUGUUCACAAUUAUAUGUUUUACACAACCAGACAAACAGUUUACAUAACAGUGGGGACAGCGUUAUUGGAGUACACUAUUGGAUUCGAGUCUAAACUCAUCGCAACGGCUAAACGCAAUCGAGACCUCAAGAAUCAAAGGGAUAAACAAUUCUGGCAAAUACUCAAUUACUACACACCACAACCUGGACUCAACAAUUAA
Molecule: messenger RNA, 352 nt
Organism: Oppiella nova
Lineage: Eukaryota; Metazoa; Arthropoda; Arachnida; Sarcoptiformes; Oppiidae
Source: the annotation of a GenBank genome assembly